AGGCCUGGCACUAGCUAUUCUUGUCAUAACCUCCGGUCUCCUGGUCGGUUCCUUAAUCGUCGCACCGUGCAUCACAACGGGCCAGAGCAACACAAGCGAUUCUAACUUUGUUCACGACUCAUCAUGUGCAGCUGGGUACUCCUUCUCUCGUGUGCCUUGAUAUGGUAGGGAGCUGGCGCUCUCCAAUCACAUUAGCUCUACUUCCAUAUCCCUCUGUCGAUCCUCGUCAACACAAAGACCUCUUUGCUGGGCCUACCGAGGUAAUCGAUGUGCUGGACGCAAACAAUCUGUUGUCGAAAACAGUGAAGUCGAAUUCAGUGCACGACCCUCUUUUCCCUUCCACAACCCCCACAGAAAAUGGCUCCUUCUCUCACGGCAAUCAACCCCCCGCGGUCCACUUCAAAGUCCCCCGCGGAGGGCGCAUAGCGCUCGUCGGCGAAUCUGGUGCAAGCGAAGGCACAACCAUCCGUCUCCUUUACUGGUUCUAGGACCCACAAUCCAGCAAAGGUCGUAUCUUAAUCGACGAGCAAGACAUCUGAACAGUGACGCUCGAGAGUCAAGCCUCCGUCGCGCAAUCAGUG
Messenger RNA from Suillus paluster, 581 nucleotides. RefSeq lists its product as uncharacterized. NCBI's taxonomy places the organism in Eukaryota, Fungi, Basidiomycota, Agaricomycetes, Boletales, Suillaceae. The record is from RefSeq and is a predicted model, not a curated record. Bases 162 to 488 code for a protein of 108 amino acids. The transcript has 2 exons.